This is a messenger RNA of Fusarium keratoplasticum, 3354 nucleotides long. RefSeq lists its product as uncharacterized. The transcript has 5 exons. Bases 1 to 3354 code for a protein of 1117 amino acids. Gene Ontology annotation, molecular function: ATP-dependent chromatin remodeler activity; ATP binding; ATP hydrolysis activity. The record is from RefSeq and is a predicted model, not a curated record. Gene Ontology annotation, biological process: nucleosome organization; regulation of transcription by RNA polymerase II. NCBI's taxonomy places the organism in Eukaryota, Fungi, Ascomycota, Sordariomycetes, Hypocreales, Nectriaceae. Gene Ontology annotation, cellular component: nucleus; chromatin.
AUGGCGCCUCGCUCUCGAGCCAACGCCGUGGAUACCGACGCGUCCAUGUCAGACGCGCCGGAGCACCGCCAGGAGGAGGAAAUGGAAGUCGAUGAGACUCCCGACUACACAGACACCGAGAACCCCAGCACCACUGCUAGUAGUGUCGCCGGGGAGCCCACUACAGAUGGUCGAAAGCGCCGCACGGAGGUUAACCAACUACGUCGAAGCAUUUUUGGAAGGAAGCACGAUCGUCUGGGCGAAUCCAAGGAAGAUGACACCAUUCGCCGAUUCCGAUACUUGCUUGGCCUCACCGAUCUAUUCCGUCACUUCAUCGAGACGAAUCCCGACCCAAAGAUCCGCGAUAUCAUGACCGAGAUUGAUCGACAGAAUGCCGAGUCUGCUCGAGGAAAGAAGGGUGCUGGAAGGCAAGGAGGCGCCACGAGCGAUAGACGCCGACGUACGGAAGCCGAAGAAGAUGCCGAACUUUUGAAGGACGAGAAGCAUGGUGGUUCUGCCGAGACUGUUUUCCGAGAGUCGCCCCCCUUCAUUCAGGGUACCAUGCGCGACUACCAGGUUGCUGGUCUCAAUUGGUUGAUCUCUCUCCACGAGAACGGUAUCUCUGGUAUCCUUGCCGACGAAAUGGGUCUUGGAAAGACACUCCAAACAAUUUCUUUCCUCGGCUACCUGCGACACAUCGUUGAUAUCACCGGGCCACACUUGGUCAUCGUACCCAAGUCUACUCUCGACAACUGGAAGCGAGAGUUUGCCAAAUGGACCCCAGAGGUAGAUGUUCUGGUGCUUCAGGGAGCAAAGGACGAGCGACACAACCUGAUCAACGAUCGCCUUGUGGAUGAGAAGUUUGAUGUUUGCAUCACCAGCUACGAGAUGGUGCUCCGAGAGAAGGCGCACCUGAAGAAGUUUGCUUGGGAGUACAUCAUCAUCGAUGAGGCGCAUCGAAUCAAGAACGAGGAAUCUUCACUGUCGCAAGUGAUCCGACUCUUCUCGUCCCGAAACCGACUCCUCAUCACAGGUACUCCACUGCAAAACAACCUCCACGAGCUGUGGGCACUUCUCAACUUCUUGCUGCCCGACGUUUUUGGCGACUCUGAGGCCUUCGAUCAGUGGUUCUCAGGCCAGGACCGGGAUCAAGACACUGUUGUUCAACAACUCCACAAGGUCCUUCGGCCUUUCUUGCUCCGUCGCGUGAAGAGCGAUGUUGAAAAGAGCUUGCUGCCAAAGAAGGAAGUCAACGUCUAUCUAGGCAUGUCGGAGAUGCAGGUCAAGUGGUAUCAGAAGAUCCUUGAGAAGGAUAUCGACGCGGUCAACGGAGCUGGUGGCAAGCGGGAGUCCAAGACCCGACUGCUCAACAUUGUGAUGCAGCUUCGAAAGUGCUGCAACCAUCCUUACCUGUUUGAGGGAGCCGAGCCUGGUCCCCCGUACACCACCGACGAACAUCUUGUGUACAACGCGGGCAAGAUGGCCGUCCUUGAUAAGCUCCUCAACAGACUCCAGAAGCAAGGUAGCCGAGUUCUCAUCUUCUCACAGAUGAGCCGACUGCUUGAUAUUCUUGAAGACUACUGUGUCUUCCGCGAGUAUAAGUAUUGCCGUAUCGACGGUGGCACAGCGCACGAAGAUCGUAUCGCAGCCAUCGACGAGUACAACAAGCCUGGCUCAGAGAAGUUCAUCUUCCUCCUCACAACCCGAGCUGGUGGUCUGGGCAUCAACCUGACAACCGCCGAUAUUGUCAUUCUCUAUGACAGUGAUUGGAACCCUCAGGCAGAUCUGCAGGCCAUGGACCGAGCGCACCGAAUCGGCCAGACCAAGCAGGUUGUUGUGUACAGGUUCGUCACGGACAAUGCUAUCGAGGAGAAGGUUUUGGAGAGAGCGGCACAGAAGCUCCGCCUGGACCAGCUUGUCAUUCAGCAAGGUCGCGCUCAGACUGCCGCCAAGGCCGCUGCGAACAAGGACGAACUUCUGUCGAUGAUUCAACACGGAGCUGAAAAGGUGUUCCAAUCUAAGGGACCUACUGGUAACAUGGCUUCCAAGGAGGGCGAAAUCGGUGACGCCGACAUCGAUGAGAUCUUGGCUCGAGGUGAAAACCGAACCAAGGAGCUGAAUGCCAAGUAUGAGAAGCUCGGCAUCGAUGAUCUACAAAAGUUCACCUCGGAGUCGGCUUACGAGUGGAAUGGAGAGAACUUUGCCAACACCAAGAAGAACAUCAACAUGACCUGGAUCAACCCGGCCAAGCGAGAACGUAAGGAACAGUCGUAUUCGAUGGACAAGUACUUCCGACAGACCAUGUACCCUAACCCGAAGGCGGAUGCGAAGCCCAAGGCGCCUCGAGCACCGAAGCAAGUUCCAGUACACGAUUACCAGUUCUACCCACCGCGUCUGCGGGAUCUUCAGGACAGAGAGACUGCAUACUACCGAAAGGAGAUUGGCUAUAAGGUGCCUUUGCCAGAUGGUGAUGAUGACAACCUGUCGGAGCGAGAGGCCGAGAGAGCUCUCGACCAGCAAGAGAUCGACAACGCCACCCCCCUGACCGAGGAAGAGCGCGAGGAAAAGGAGAAGCUAUCGUUGCAAGGAUUUGGAGAUUGGAACCGACGCGACUUUCAACAGUUUGUCAACGGAUCUGGCAAGUACGGCAGAACUGCCUACGAAGGCAUCUCCAAGGAGGUUGACAGCAAGUCUGCGGCCGAAAUCAAGGCCUAUGCCAAGGUCUUUUGGCAGCGGUACACCGAGAUUGCAGACUAUCCCAAGUACAUGAAGACUAUCGAGGAUGGCGAGGAACGAACCCGCCGUCUCGGACACCACCAGAAGCUCCUGAGGAAGAAGAUGCAACAGUACAGAGUCCCCCUACAGCAGCUCAAGAUCAACUACUCUGUGUCCACAACCAACAAAAAGGUCUACACGGAAGAGGAAGAUCGGUUCCUCCUGGUUCUACUCGAUCGAUAUGGAAUCGACUCGGAAGGCCUGUACGAGAAGAUGCGAGAUGACAUUCGCGAGUCGCCCUUGUUCAAAUUCGACUGGUUCUUCCUCAGCCGAACCCCUAUUGAGCUUUCCCGACGCUGCACUACCCUGAUUACGACUAUCGUCAAGGAAUUCGAAGAUGUUCCUGCCCGUGGUUCUAAUGGAGUGAACGGAAAGGCCAAGCGAGAGCCCGACGAUGAGAAUGACGAGGACAGCAUUCUUGGAAUGGCCCCUGCCAAGAAGAAGGCCAAGAACGGUGUCAAGAACAAGGCUCUCGACAACGUCAAGUCGGUCAAGUCAAGCAAGAACAGCUCGGCCACGCCAUCAAGAGCAUCCAGCGUGGCAUCCACCGCGUCUAAUGCAGGAGGCUCUACCAAGGGCAAGAAGGGCAGGAAGAAGUAA